Molecule: messenger RNA, 3814 nt
Organism: Alternaria rosae
Lineage: Eukaryota; Fungi; Ascomycota; Dothideomycetes; Pleosporales; Pleosporaceae
Product: DNA polymerase family A-domain-containing protein
Exons: 1
Coding region: 156-3650 (1164 amino acids)
Biological process (GO): mitochondrial DNA replication
Cellular component (GO): gamma DNA polymerase complex; mitochondrion
Molecular function (GO): DNA-directed DNA polymerase activity; DNA binding; 3'-5' exonuclease activity
Source: RefSeq, a predicted model, not a curated record
AUCAUGCAUCGCGUAGGGCUGAGGGGAACUGCAUCGCGCGCCAAGAUUCUGACGGUUGGACUAGACAUUGAACAUGACGACACCGAGUUGCAACCUCAACUACGACAGUUCUAAACUCCGACGCCAUGCAGUGACCGCCGUCUACCAGUCUGACGAUGCGCUGUUCAUGUCGCUCCCUUGCCGCCAAUGCCGCCCGACCGCGACCCGUCCAUGCGCAAUCACAAUUCGCCAACGCCCCGAAACGAUGUCUCGCCACAGUCCCGUUGCCCACACAGUCGCCGGAUGCAGACGGUAGUAAUGCAAGGGCGAGUCUGAGUGUCCCCUCGGAAGCCCGCUUCAGUCCCAUCGGCGUCCAGCACCUUUCCUCGCACAUCCACUCGCAGGUCUUCCCCGGCGCAAGCACCCAACCACCACCCGAACUUGUCGCACUAUCCCAAGACCACCUCAGUCGCCAUGACUUGCUCGGCAAGAACCAGGACCAGACACCGCCGGUUGGGUUCGACCUGCCUGAACUGCAAGGGACCAGCCUCGACGAGCACUUCUACAAGCUGGGCAUGGACACGGCGGAACCAUACCUGAGCAUGGCGAAGAAACUGGCAUGGGCGAAUCCUCCGCCAAAACCAACCAGAUGGGUGCGACGGAGCGGCUGGACCAGGUACAACAGCGACGGCACCACCGAGGCCGUGGAUGCGCCAGAUGAGACGAUGCUCACAUUCGACACCGAAGUCAUGUGGAAAGAGACGUCGUUCGCAUGCAUGGCUUGUGCCGCCAGUCCUACCGCCUGGUACGCUUGGUUAUCGCCAUGGCUACUGGGUGAGUCCAAAUCAGAUCGCCACCUCAUCCCACUGGGCGAUACCUCAACACCCCGCGUCGUCGUCGGACACAACAUUGGCUACGACAGAGCUAGGAUAGCGGAAGAGUACAAUAUUUCUCAAUCAAAAAACGCCUUUGUCGAUACCAUGUCCCUCCAUGUAGCCUCCAACGGCAUGUGCUCGCGCCAACGCCCGUCGUGGAUGAAGAAUAGAAAAAGCCAAGAGGAGCAGGACAAGGCAGCUACGUCGGAGGAGAACGCAGGUCUUUCCGGGGUCUUGGCUCCUCCGACCGAGGAAGAGCUGUGGAUGGGAAGAAGCGCAAUCAACUCACUACGGGAUGUGGCCAAGUUUCACUGCAACAUCACACUCGACAAGGCGCAGAGAGAGUACUUUGGUGAGCUCGAUCGUGCGGGCGUAAGGGAUAAAUUGGAUGACCUGCUCUCCUACUGUGCUGCUGAUGUAGAAAUCACGCAUCGUGUAUAUCAAAAGGUCUUUCCGCUGUUCCUCGAAACAUGUCCGCAUCCUGUAAGCUUUGCCGCAUUGCGAUUUCUAGCUGCCGAGAUCCUGCCUGUCAACGAAACGUGGGAUGCGUAUCUCAACAACGCCGAAGCGACAUAUCACCAGCUCGACGAUGCUGUCAAGGAGCGCUUGGUGGCGUUGACGGAAAAGGCGCUCGAGGUCAAGGAGCAGCCGGAGGUGUAUGAGAAUGACCCUUGGUUGAGCCAGUUGGACUGGUCAGGGCAGGAGGUCAAGAUGGUCAAGGGGAAGAAGAAGGGUGACCCACCUCGACCGGCAGCUCGCCAGAAGAAGCCUGGCAUGCCCAAGUGGUACAAGGAUCUCUUCGCCAAGAAUGAUGCCCCGAUGGCUCUCACCGUACGAACACGCAUCACGCCGAUUCUGUUGAAGCUGGCAUGGGAUGGAAAUCCUCUGGUGUGGUCGGACGUUCAUGGAUGGACGUACAAGGUUCCCGUGGAUGAGGCCUUUGCCUACGAUGACAAAGGGUUGAAGGUCUUGGACAUGUCGGAAGAAGAGAAUCUGAAGCUUAGGGAUGACAGCGAGUAUGUCUACUACAAGAUCCCACACAAAGACGGACCGCUCGCAAGAUGCGCCAACCCACUCGCCAAGGGCUAUUUGCAGUAUUUCGAGAAGGGGAAGCUGGGAUCAGAGUAUACGUAUGCCAAGGAAGCACUGGAGAUGAACGCGUCCUGCUCGUACUGGAUCAGUGCAAGAGACAGGAUCAUGUCGCAGAUGGUCGUUUACAACAAGGAAGUACCCAAUGCACCAAAACUCGCAUCUGCAUCUGGAAAAGGCGCUGGAAAGAAGGUCGGCUUCAUCCUCCCACAGAUCAUACCCAUGGGCACUAUCACACGGAGAUCAGUCGAGAACACAUGGCUCACGGCUAGUAACGCGAAAAAGAAUCGGGUUGGAUCAGAGCUGAAGUCGAUGGUACGAGCACCCCAAGGAUACUGCUUCGUUGGGGCAGAUGUUGACUCGCAGGAACUGUGGAUUGCUAGUUUGAUCGGCGACGCGACGUUCAAACUCCACGGCGGUAACGCUGUCGGCUUCAUGACACUUGAAGGAACCAAGGCAGCAGGGACAGAUCUACAUUCUCGGACCGCCGCCAUUCUGGGUAUCUCACGAAACGACGCCAAAGUCUUCAACUACGGCCGAAUCUACGGCGCAGGACUGAAGUUUGCGUCUACCCUCCUCCGCCAAUUCAACCCUUCAUUGUCAGACGAGCAGACUACAAAUACAGCAGACGAUCUCUACAAGAACACAAAAGGAAAGAAGACGAACCGCAAGCAACUCCACGAACGAGCCUUCUGGCGCGGCGGCACCGAAUCUUUCGUGUUCAACAAGUUGGAAGACUUUGCCGAGCAAGAACGACCCCGCACACCUGUCCUAGGCGCCGCCAUCACUGAAGCACUGCAACGGCGGUACUUGUCAAGAGGCGGAUUCAUGACAAGUCGAAUCAACUGGGCGAUUCAGUCUUCCGGCGUCGACUACCUCCACCUUCUCAUCGUAUCCAUGGACUACCUAACCCGACGCUACGGCCUCGACGCUCGCCUGGCCAUAACCGUCCACGACGAAAUCCGGUACCUCGUCAAAGAAGAAGAUCGGUACAAAGCGGCAAUGGCGCUGCAGGUUGCCAACGUCUGGACGCGCGCAAUGUUCAGCCAACAGAUGGGCAUCAACGAACUCCCCCAAUCCUGUGCCUACUUCUCCGCCGUCGACGUCGAUCACGUCUUGCGGAAAGAGGUUGACAUGGACUGCAUUACGCCGAGUAACAAGGAGAGGAUACCGCAUGGUGAGAGUCUGGAUAUUAUGGCGCUGUUGGAGAAGGGCGAGGAAGCACGGCUUGAUCCCAAGCAUGUUCCAAGCGAGGCCGAUAUGCCCACGCCGGAGAAAUAUACACAUGCGUUUACGCCACGAACGCCGAUCAUGACCACACUCUCUCGAGGUGAUGCAGUAGGUGAUCCAACAGCGAUGGCGUAUCUCAAAGCGCAAAUUUCCUCUUCCGACCAGGAACUCCGCGAUAUCCUUAAGCCCUUACGCGCAACGCCAGCGCCGCGCAGCAGCACUAGCAAGACGAAGAGCAAGAGCGGAAGUACGGUCGGCAACGAAGUCUCGGACAUUGAACAAGAGAAUCGCGAGAUUCAGAGACAAGUCAGGCAGUUUGAACAGAUGGCUAAGCAGUCUGCUGUGAGUGAUCCUUGGAAAGAGGUGUACAAGCGCGCGAACGCUAGCACAAAGGCCAAGGGGAAGGCACCGGGCGAGUGGUGGCAGAAUGGGUAUACGACACAUAACAGGAGUGCGGUGAGGAGUGCGAGGGUGUAGGAUGUGCUGGGCGGAUGGAGAUGGGGUGUAUGUUUCUUGUACGCUUUUUGUAAGAUGUUUGUAUGGCAAAACUUCAUGUACGGGAUGGGUAAUGGGGCUAUCUUGGGCAGAUGGGCGGCGCAACGUCUGGUUCACUUGCAUAGGUUCGGCGCAUCGUCACUUUA